This is a messenger RNA of Bicyclus anynana (squinting bush brown), 2634 nucleotides long. Its product is annotated as xaa-Pro aminopeptidase 3. The record is from RefSeq and is a predicted model, not a curated record. Lineage: Eukaryota; Metazoa; Arthropoda; Insecta; Lepidoptera; Nymphalidae. Gene Ontology annotation, molecular function: manganese ion binding; metalloaminopeptidase activity. The transcript has 10 exons. The coding region runs from base 151 to 1683 and encodes 510 amino acids. Gene Ontology annotation, cellular component: mitochondrion.
CUGCUGUCAUUUUAUGUAGGUACCUACUGAAAUGAAAAUAUUUGGCAUAGAAAAAUAGAAAACAAGAGUUGUCAAUGUAUUUAUGUUAUUGAGUUUUUAAAAGCAAAAAGUUCAAAGUUCGCCUCAAAAUAACAUAUUUCAGAUUUAGAAAUGCAUAGUUUACGCCGUUUCUCGUCCCAGUUUUGUAUAAGAUGCCCUAGAAGGCUCGUGAAGCAUCCGUUGGUUGCUAAGAGAUGUAUGUCAACCACAGAAAACUCAUCUGAUUUACUGCUGCAGUCUUCAAAAAUACCCAAAGGUAUUUUGGGUCAACCUACCUAUCACACUCAUCCACACCUGAUACCGAAUGGUCAGUUAACUUGUGGCAUUACACAGCAAGAGUAUAAAGAACGGCGGGACAAUCUAGUGGCAAAAUUAUUGGAGGAACCGGAGCAUAUACAUAAAACACAAAUUAUAGUAAUUCCUGCUGCAUGCAAACAGUACAUGUCAGACAAGAUCCCUUAUGUGUUCAGACAGAACUCUGACUUCUUCUACCUGACAGGAUGUCUAGAACCUUCAGCAAUUUUAGUCUUAGUCAAACCAGCAUUAGAUGAUAAUUAUAAGAGCAUACUAUUUGUACACGAAAAAGACAGUCAUGCAGAGCUGUGGGAGGGUCCGCGCACCGGCUGCUCGCUCGCCGCGCCGCUGUUCGGAGUAGACGAGGCGCGGCCUGUGGAGAACUUCAAUAAUUAUAUUCAUAGGAUAGUUUCCACAUCCAAACCUGGUGUGCUCUGGUACCAGAACGAGAGUCCCCCAAACCCUGAGAUCCACGACAGCAUCCGGUCGGCGAUGCGCUCCGGCCACGUGUCCCUGGAGCAGCCGACCACCUGCCUGCAUCAGAUGCGCGUGGUGAAGUCAGCUGCAGAAGUGGAGCUGAUGAAGGAGACGUGCUACAUUGGCUCACAGGCUGUCAAUCUGGCCAUGGCGUGCACCAAACCUGGUAUGUCUGAGCACGCGGUGUCGGCCGUGCUGGAGUACUCGUGCCGCAUGGCGGGCGCGGAGCACGGCGCCUUCCCGCCGGUGGUGGCGGGCGGCGCGCGCGCCACGCACAUCCACUACGUGGCCAACAACCAGCUGCUGGAGCAACGGGACAUGCUGCUCGUGGACUCGGGUAGUCAAAGAUGGCUGUACAACUCUGACAUAUCGCGCACGUGGCCCGUGAGCGGCAAGUUCUCCAAGCACCACCGCAUACUGUACGAGCUGCUGCUCGCUGUGCAGAAGCGUCUAAUCGAGCUGCUGGGGUCCCAGCGACCCCCGCUGGACGUGCUGUUCGAGCACAUGUGCCGGCUGCUGGGCACGCAGCUGCAGCAGGAGGGCAUCCUGCCGAGGGACAUCGACGCUAACGAACUCAUUGGAAGGGCGUACCGGCUGUGCCCGCACCACGUGUCGCACUACCUGGGGCUGGACGUGCACGACGCGCCGCUCGUGCGCCGCCGCGUGCCCGUGCGCGCCGGCAUGGUGGUCACCGUGGAGCCCGGUAUCUACAUCCGUCCGGACGACUUGUCCGUCCCGCCCGAGUUCCGCGGAGUCGGCAUCCGGAUAGAGGACGACGUGCUCGUCACCGACGGAGAGCCGCUCGUCCUGACCGACCACUGCGUCAAGGAGGUCGACGACAUCGAGGCCAUCGUCGGCAAGCAGAACGUUUGAGGAAUUCUUUGGUACUAGUUAGAGACUACUCAAAAUGUUGACGAUAUAUGCCACGUCUAAUAUAAAUAAUACGGCGUGUUUUACCAAUUAUACAAAAUAAGAGCUUAUUGUAAAUUUUCAUUUUUUUAGAAAUGUUGACGAUAUAUGCCAAUGCCAUGCCUGAAAUAAGCGUGUCGUAUUUCACUAAAUUAAGAGCUUAUUGCUUGUUAUAAUGAUUACGAUUUAUAUCGUACCUGUAAUAAUGGUUUACCUACAAUAUAAAAUAAAUGUUAUAAAUUUUAUGAAAUGUUGACGAUUUAUGCCACUAUUAAAAUAUAUAUGAUGCCGCUAAAAUUUUAAAAGGGCAAAUUCUUGAAAAUGUUUACUAUACUUGGUGUUUUUUCUUGAAUUUUGAAGAUAAUAUGUGUAGAAUUCCACACGUCAGCAAUAAAUGUUCUGCUACAUUUCUAUGGUUACCGAGGCCAAACAGACAUCUACAAGCUUCCUAAAAUACAUAAUUACAUAAACAGUUAUCACUAAAUCAAGUUCUUUCCGGAAAAAACCAUUGAAAACUGGCUAUAGAGUUUCCCUUCAGAAGAAAAGGAAUCACAUAAGGAAUCUCUUUAUUUAAGCGUGCGCCCAAAAAUUGGAAUCAUCCUGCACUGCAUUAAAUCAUUGUCAUAUUUAAGCAGCAUAAUUAUUUUUGUAUAUUUUAAGAGAGAUUAUACCCUUUAUUUUCUUUCUUAGCCAGUAGCUUCCGCAACUUAUUUUAAUACAGGACCCCUCAAGGCAUACUACGUCACUGAUUCUACUACUUUAAAAAAUUUUGAAAAUUUUGUGAAAUACUGUAUUAUGUUUGUUUAAUUAAUAUAUCGACACAUGAAUUCAAGAGUUGUAAAUAGAAAAUGUACAUUAAUUUAUGUAAAUGUAAAUUCCUAAUUUUAUAAAUAAUAAACUAAGUAAUGUAUAAGA